AUGAGUCAGCAACCAGCUUUAGGAACCAUUCAUCAUUUUUAUAUUUCCGUUUCUGAUUAUGAAAAGAGUGUUGAGUUUUAUGAUUCUUUUCUUCCUAAACUCGGUUACAAGAUGCUUAGAAAUAACAGCUUGUGUACUUGUUGGGUGAACCAAUAUCUAAGUCAAUUCGGUAUUGUACGAGCAAAGGAAGAAUAUAAAGACAUUAAGCAUAUCAGAUAUGCGGUUGGAUAUCACCAUUUGGCUUGGAAUGCCUCUUCUAAAGAAGAUGUUGAUAAAUUCUAUGAAUUUUUGGUUGAUAAAAAUUACAAAAUUCUAGAUGCUCCAAAGGACUAUAAUUAUGCACCUGUCUAUUACGCUGUCUUUUGGGAAGAUCCGGAUGGUUUUAAACUUGAGCUCUGUUACGUUCCAUUUCCUUAUGAAAGUGAAAAUAAACAAGAAUAA
Cetraspora pellucida is the source of this 441-nucleotide messenger RNA. Lineage: Eukaryota; Fungi; Glomeromycota; Glomeromycetes; Diversisporales; Gigasporaceae. The record is from the annotation of a GenBank genome assembly.